This is a messenger RNA of Rhopilema esculentum, 8914 nucleotides long. RefSeq lists its product as uncharacterized. Gene Ontology annotation, molecular function: RNA binding. The record is from RefSeq and is a predicted model, not a curated record. NCBI's taxonomy places the organism in Eukaryota, Metazoa, Cnidaria, Scyphozoa, Rhizostomeae, Rhizostomatidae. Gene Ontology annotation, cellular component: nucleolus. Gene Ontology annotation, biological process: endonucleolytic cleavage to generate mature 5'-end of SSU-rRNA from (SSU-rRNA, 5.8S rRNA, LSU-rRNA); small-subunit processome assembly; endonucleolytic cleavage in ITS1 to separate SSU-rRNA from 5.8S rRNA and LSU-rRNA from tricistronic rRNA transcript (SSU-rRNA, 5.8S rRNA, LSU-rRNA).
ACUCUGCGAAGGAGACAAUAAAACCUUGUUGAAUCCUUGUGCUCGCUCGGUUGACAAAAUGGCGAGCGAAGAUGACGAGAAAGUCAACGAUGGAGCAGAAAACAUUUCUCCAGGAAUAAUAUAUGUCAGCAAAAUCCCACCCUUUAUGAAGCCAGGAAAGGUUCGAAGUCACAUGACUCAGUUUGGAGAAAUUGGAAGAGUUUUUUUACAGCCAGAAGACCCUCUCACAAGAAAGAGAAGAAAAAAGACUGGAGGAAGUGGGAAAAAGAUGUUUACAGAAGGUUGGGUUGAAUUUAAAGACAAAAAAAUUGCCAAAGCAGUUGCAAGGACACUCAAUGGACAAAUAGUAGGUGGAAAGAAAAGAGGAUAUUACCAUGAUGACAUUUGGAACAUAAAAUAUCUAAAGAAAUUCAAAUGGGGACAUAUCAGUGAAAAACUAGCAUAUGAAAAGGCUGCCAGGGAGCAAAGGAUGAGAGCAGAAAUUUCACAAGUCAGAAAAGAAGCAAAUUUCUAUCUGGAUAACGUAGAAAAAAGUAAAGCAAUAACAGCAAUGGAAGAGAGAAAAAAGAAAAAGCGGAAACAAGCCGAUACUUUGUCACAAGAAGAUGUGGUAAGGCAAAAUUCUAUGGAUGCAGAAAGUACUCGACUAGCAAUGACAAAAUUCAAGCAGAGAAAAGUUGUUAUGAAGGCUGAAGAUCAGCCCAAAGUAGACAGGAAGGAUGUCAAGAAGCAAAUAAAUUCAUCCCUUCUCUCUAAAGUCUUCUGAUAUGCUUGAACAGUAUUUGCUGGUUGCAUCAAAGAUUUCCUCCUGUUUCAGCCAAAAUCUUCUCAGAGCUAGGACCUGACAGGUUUUGAAAGUUAAAGUUCUUGUCAAAAUUCAGAAAAGAUAAUAUACACAUCUGAAGCAGUGGAUUUAUGGGAAAGAAUGACCCUGGGACACCAGUGUGUAUGAAUAGGCUCCUUUUCAUCCACGGGAAAGGUUGCAAUGAGAUGAUACAAACAAACAUAUAUCAUCAUUGAUGAGAUGAUCCUUUUUGCAUGGUUCAUAGUCAUUUUCAUGACUUUGAAUUUAGAAUUAGUUUUACAGUUUAUCGGCACAAGCCAAUUGUUAAUCUGCCAACAGUCUACAGCGAAUAAGUUGGUACUUUAUCAACAACCAUUUAUACCAACAUUACGCAUCCCCACAUCUGAUCAAUUGGAUUUGCUUUUUAGAUUCACUUUUUACAGUCAGCCUUUUUAUGAAAAGUAGCAACUAUCAAAACUGAAAAUUGAAGUAUCCUCUACUUUUUGUUUUUUAGCUUCUUGUGUACCUUUCUUUUAUUUUCUAUAUACCUAGGAAUUGUUUUUUAGCAAUUACAUUUUUUAUUAGUUUUUUCAGCUUGUCAAAAUUAUUUGAGCUGUCAAUAGCCAAUUCACAAGCUUUCAAAUUAUAAUACUCAAACUAUGAUAGAAUUUGGCUCAGACAAAACACAAGCUAUGUUCAAUGUCUUUUCAUUUAUGAUAAUAUCAUGGUUAGCUUGCAAAAUUUAGACAGAAUCUAAAGAUCUAAUUAACAAAGUUAAUGGACAUACUUGUCACAUAAAUAACCAAACUACUCUACAGUUUACACAAUGGAAAUGUGUAAAUAAGAUGCAAAUAUAUGUCAAAUUUUUAACUUAUAUUUUUAACAAAGAUUUGCUCUUAUGGAUGAAUUAAAAUACAAUCAAGGCAAAAAUGCUCACUAAUUGAGUCCAAAACUAUUAUUUUGAAGGAAUUAUAUGGUCAGGUAGUCAACUACUUGCAUCUUAUUUACUUUUAAGAACUUGAAGAAGAACUUAAGUUUUCAAAAACAAACUACAAGUGAAUAAAAAAAACACAACAAUAAAAUGAAAAAUUUGGUUGGCUUUUCUUAAACCACAAAAACUGUUAGUUUUUUAUGUGGAACUGGAAGUUCUGGAAUAAGCCCCUGGGGGCUUAUUUGCAAAAUAAUUUUGGGGUAGGGGCUUAUUUGAGGUCUAUUUAGCAGCAGCCAAAAAUAUUACCUUUCUUCCACUAUUUGAGGCUGGUCAGUAUGCUUAAAAAUGCAGUUAUAUUGGGAAAAAUCUAUUGCUAUUGAGGCAAUACUUCAGCCCAUGGGGGCUUAUUCAAGGGUGGGGGCUUAUUUUACAAAAUUACUUCAGGAUGAGGCUUAUUUGAGGGAGGGCUUAUUCCAAGUUGGGGGCUUACUCAAGAACUUACCCAAAACUAAAUUUAUCUUAAACUUUGCCUUAAAAAGCACAUGCCUAUAUUGCAAAUUAAAAACUUGUUUUCCAAAAGAAAAUGUAAAAAGAAAAAAAUUAAACAAACAAGAUUCACAUUCCAAUCAGAAUGGGAGAGAUGUUUAGAAUUGUAGCCCAUUUUUUUCCUGCCCUGAAGGUCAGAUAAUUGAAAAAAAUUAUUAAAUAACAAAAAUGACGCUAUGAAGCCCCAUUGACUAAAACUGCUACGGCUAAAAUUCUGUUGUUACUUCUUUAUAACAGUCUUGUUUGGAAGAUGAUCUAUGGAUUAAAAAACAUUUUCAUCAAUCAAACCUUAUGGCGAGGCAUUGCUUUAAAGAAAUUUUGACAAACUGUCAGUGUUGUUGAGUUUACCAAAGGUGGUUGGUUACCUUCAGUACUACACAAAUAAUGAAGCCAGCCUCAGGGAUAUAAUCACGGGACCUGAUCAACACUUCCUAACUUUUGAGUUUCUAAAGAUAACCUGAUGAUUACUUUUGGUUGAUGCUUUUCCCCUCUUUCCUUUGACUGUUAUGGGUAGGGCAAAUUUUCAUUGGGUGGUCAUGAGUUGUUGAUGAAAAAUAUUCUGUGGGGGCAUUGACAAGGGCAAGGAAUAUCACUUCUUAAACAAAACAGCCUGAAUAUGGUAAAAUAUAGGAAGAAGAUUGGGGGUGAUGUAGUUGUAAAAAUCACAAGAUGGAUCAGACAGCUAAGUUUCUUUGAUUUUAAUUAAAAAAUAUUUUAGGCAUUCCUGGGAUAGAGAAAACAAGUGUAGUUGAACCCAAGAAGGAAACAAGAAAUUAAUCACUACUUACCACAUUUUGCUCUUUUUACUACUCUUACUUUCUUUCCUUUCUCACAAUUUUUCUUGAACAAUUUGCAUUCAUUACCAUAUGUGAUAGCAUCAGUACCACAAACUGGAGAUUCAUCUUCAGGACAGAAUGCGACACAUUUCUUUCCUGCAAUUCAGAAAACAUAUUAAGUAUGCUAUUGUCAAAAUUUCAUUUGUAGACUGAGGGGAAGCAAUUCGCAGCCCGGCCUGUAAAUGAUAGUUGCUUUUGAUGCCCUACACUGGAUUUUGAUUCCAACCAAGUGUAGUAUUUACAACUGGGCAGCACCCUUGGGGAAAUGAUAUCCUCUUAUGCCUACAAAAAUGGGAAUUGUGGGAUAUGUGAAAGUUUCUGGCAAUACAAUUAGAAACUUUUGUACUUCACAUUGUGAUAACGGAAACUUGUUUUAGAUUUUUUUCCAACCCUUUUAUAUAAAUAUUUACUCAAUUCAUUAUUGUUUAUAUAUGUUUCAUUGUUCUGAUUAAUACUUCCGAUCAAUUCUAUCACUCUUUAUAUUUGUAUCUUCAUUUGUACUUUCCACAUUUACAUAUGAACAGAUGACACUGCUCUAUUUCUUAUCCUUCUUGGUUUUUUUCUCCUGGGUAAACAUUUCACACUUAACAAAUAUCAUUAUUGCUACUUGCAUAUGGUGUCUGUUCCGAUCUUCUUAUAUCUAGCUGCAUUUAUGUUAUUUGUCCACAUAACAAAAUUACGAAGUUAGCUUUUGUUCUCUUGUUCUUAGGUUUUUAUUGCAUGGCUCCAUAUGCCUGGAAUAGCAGUUCUGAUGAAUCUUUUUUACUGAUUAUAUUCUGUAAAGAUUUUAAUGCCUCUUGAUAGAGCUAUACAGAUAUGAAGAUACUUGAUUGUCACAUCAAAUGUGACACUUGGAGUAGCAACUAAUAGCUGGCCUGUUCCUAACAACAAAGCAUACACACAGACUUAUGUUGAUUCUUCUGAUUUUAAGGGAAGAGAAAGGUCUGUCACAUCUGUCACUGUUUAACGCUUCAAUCAUUGUAAUAAAUUUAAGUAUAAGCAAGUAUAAUUUAAGUAUAAUUCUCAUUCAUAGCAGAUGUUUUUUAUGUGAAACUUGAAAAUACCAAUUUCGCUGCUAACACUCAACAACAGCAGUGUGUGAUAAAAUUUGACACAUAUAAAUCAUUUUGAAUGCUUUUGCAUAACACAUGCAGGCCAUGCUGGGAAUGGCGAGCGACCGCAUGCCCAUGCCUUGCCACAUGCCUUCCAUUGCUCAGAAGAUGCAGUUUGUUGCACGCCUUAAAUUAUCUGAACACUUUAUUCUAAAGUAGACAAUAUUGCCCAAUGUUUUUUUUUAUCAUAAUUCAACUAUCAACAAACGGUGAUAAUCACGCUCAAGGUUAUGGUAAACGUUUUCUGGAUGAAAACAUCCAUUUUUUGAUUUCUUCAGAUUCUAGUAGCCGACUUUCAAGGCACACAAUGAUACCAUGUUUAAAAUCAACAGAAGUUUUGAAAACGGUGAACAACCCCUGUAAAAGAAGGUUUCUGAAAUUUCUUUAUCAAAGUUUAGGUUGAGGUCUGAAAACCACUUGACCUUUCAAGCUGAUAAUCCUUGCUUUGCAGUUGUGGUUGAAUGUCUCAUUUGCAAUAUCCCAUGACACAUCCAUGUAUAUUUAAAUAGGGCCCUGUCUAUUUAAACAGGCCUAUUGACCUUGAAGCUUCAAAUGACUUGACCCAGAUUUCACUGUGGUUUACAAGUGUACUUUGCAAGUGGGAUCAGAAAAAUCCUGUUUUGUGAGGACUCACAAUUUCUCUAUAUACAGGUAUGAAAAAGCUAUUUUGUACCCAAGGAACCAAUGAAAUGGCUAUUUAAUUGGUUCUAAAAAAAUCAACAGGUAAGUUUUUUUUAUGGUGUAAACACAGUCAAAAUUCUGAAAUUUUGAAAACGAGAUUGUCAGGAGAAGCAGAGGAGAAGGGUUUUUGUAAACUACAGGAUGACAUAUUAAUUAACGUACCUUAUUGUUAAUAUUGUUUUCUUUAAUAUGUUGGAUUUGACGUUAAUAAAGCUUGUUUAACAAAAAUGUAUUGAUUGGACUAGCCUUUUGUUUUUUUAUGAUAAAGUUAUGUAGUCUAGUCUAUAUACAGCUGACUGUACUAUUAAGUACCUAGGGGCAAUAGCACACCAUUGCACGCCUUGGCACCACAAGGAGUGUGAUUCAUUGCACCCCCACCCAUUUUUUCCCAGCAUGGCCUGGAAUUUUCUGUAGCACAAAAUAUCAUGCUUGCUUAUUCAAUGUACCCAAAAACAAUAAAAUGAAACUUUAGUGACCACAGUCCUGAAUUAAUGAAAAAUAAAGAAAAUGUAGUAAGUAAUUUGACCAAAAUUAAACAGAAGAUCAAUAUAAACAUAUUAAAAAUCUUAGUUUAACCUACCACAUAUCCUUUUUGCUUUCUUUCCUUUCAGUCGUUUGAUGACAGAAUUUGUCCUGCAUGCUGUAAGCUUCAAUUCACAUUCACUUGGAUAUAAUUUGCCAUCAUUGCCACAUAUAGGUCGAUAAAUCAAUGGACAGUUUUCUGGGCACUCACCAGGCUCUAUAAAACAAAGCACAAACAUAUAACAGAAAUUAGCUCCGAGCAGAGGCGGCGCCAGAAAUCUUCCGACAGAGGGGCUGGAGCUUCCGACAGGGGGGCUAAAAUGACUAAAAUAAGCAGUUUUAGUACGUUAUUUUGUCAAAUUUGCUCCGACAAUAACCUAAAACUUCCUCCGAUGGGGUGGCUAGAUGCUUCCGACGGAGGGGCUGUAGCCCCCCUAGCCCUCCCCUGGUGCCACCACUGGCUCCAAGACAGAAAUAGCAAUCCUGGAUAUCAAAAUCUUAUCACUUAAUGGUAAAGCAAACAUCUACAUAUACAAAAAAUUACCAUCAAGAUAUUUAAAAUCAGAUUCUGCAUGAAUUAAAUUAGGAUUCAAGAACCUUCAAGACAUCAGUCAAAAACAGCCUCUAAACAGCCUAAUAAAAUUUGAUCUUAGUGUUAAAAAUCUAAUUUAAUCAUUUUUACAUGAUUUGUUUUACUGAACGAGCUGUAAUUUCUUCUAACAAAGGUUACAAGAUAUGUUCAACUCUAACGCAAUACUUACUGCAUCUUCCAAUUUUAAUAAGUGAUAUUUUCUUAUUUUUGUUACAAGAGGCUAGUUUUAGGGAACAAACGCUGCUGUAUGUUUUGUUGUCAGCACCACAAACUGGGGCAAAUAUGUCUUGGCAUCCUGCUGGGCAUUUGCUCAUUCUCUCUAAAGGACAAAACAAAAUGAAACCUUUAUAUGUUAGUGAAACUUAGCAACAGAAAAAAGCAAAAAAGUUUAACUGGUGGCAACAGCUGCAUAAACAACAAUACACAAUGUGGUACUCACUGCAGGGUCCUCGUUUGUUGAAGACAAGGUUCUUGUUCAACUUUUUCAUUUGACAAGCAGUUUUUUUAUACUGGCAGAUAUUUGGGUAGGUCUUUUCUUUUUUUGUUGAUGUAUCUGUGGCACAUACCGGCUUGUAAUUCUUCUGGCAGCUUUUGGGACAAUCUAGAUUGAAAUGAGCAAAUAAACAAUGUAUUAACUGCAAUGGGGUAUGGCUUAUUGUCAAUUGGAAAUUUCACAAAAUAGUAUAUCAACAAGUUGAUUAAACAUAUUUAACUACAAUUUAUCUAAAAGCUAGCCCCAUAUCAACAAAAAUACCUGGGGUUCUACUUUUCCAUAGGUGUUCUGUGCCGAUAAAAUUAUGGGCAAUGGUUGCAAGAUUGUAGUAGCUGUUGUCAUUUGAAAACAUGUUUUCAUAAAAAACAAUCGUGAACACCGAAUUCAUAUCCAAUAGUAAAGUAAUCAACAACAUUGUAGCAUCUCCUUGUUUAAUGUGUGUAUUUCAGUCAGUAAACUUGCCAAGAUGCAAGAGUCAACAUUGUUUCUUAAUGCCCAUUUCCACUUGGUUCACAUUAAAUGUUCGCUGUUCACAGUUCGUUGUUUGCUGCUGGCUGUGCAAAGCGAAUGGAAAAGGGGUAGAGCAUCAUGAUUUCAGUUUCCACUUCAAGAGAAGCGUUUGGGUCAAGUGUGGUCAAUAACAAUUUUCUUAUUCUGAAUGAAAAAUGUUAGAAAGAAGCUUGUUGCUUUUUUAGGGGCAAAUAACUCCAUGGAAAUUUGUACACCUCUUGUUGAAAUCCUUUUUAGGACACUGAGUGAAAGUUUGGUCAUGCCAGGGGCUCAAACCAUGGACCCUUGGGUCUGUAGUCAGCGCCUCCAACAACUGAGCCAUCCUCGCACCUGUGCCCAUGUUUGUUCAUCUGAGAACCCCAAGAAAUCAUUUGGUUUUGGUGGUGAUCUCUUAUGCUCUUAACAAAAGUGAUUGUCCCUUGUUGGUACAGCUUAGUGAACAUAAAAACUUUAUUCAAUUCUUUCGCACUGUGCCUAAUUUUGAAGAGUAGGUUUUUAGUAGUACUGUUGGUGUUUAUGUUGUUUAACAGUAUGCCAAGAUAACUUAGGUCAACAGUUAACAUCAAAAUGAUGUGUUGGUGAUAUCAAACUGUCACCUAUAGCAAGUGGGGAACCAUUGGUAAACCUUUUUCUGUUGGCUGAGCAAGUUCACUCAAAUAUGAAACACAUGCAAACAGUCAAAUUCAACUCAGCAGCAACAACUGUUUUCUGUUCACUGGCAAACAGCAAACAGCGAAAUCCCUUGUGAACUGCAUAUGCACAUGAAGUGGGCCUUAAAUGUUUCCUUGUUCUUUCCUGUUCUAAAUUUUUCAUUAGAUCUUCUAAAAAACAAUUCUCUACCACAAAUCAAUUAAAUAGGAAAUAAAAGUUCAUCAGAAUCACAAGCUCUUAUAAAUUUCUUUCGUCCUUGUAUUUAACUCCCCUAAUAUAAAUUCUGUCUUUGGGUACAUAACUUUUGUCAAUCUUAUCACCAAAACCUCAUAUCUAUGAUUGUAAUGGCAGACAAAAAUUUUAAUUCCAAGACAACCGUGUCUGCCUAUUUCAGAUUAGAUUCGGUUUCUUUUGAAUAAAAAAGGAUAUAUUUUUUGCGAUUUUCUCUAAGAUCUAGCUUGUGGUUGCAAAAUCUCAUUGUAAAAACAAAGCAAUUUUUCUGCCACAGAAUUUUUUUGGCUCUUUACAAAACUCAAGCCUUCAAAACACUUACAGCAUAUCCAGACUGUAAGGUAGCUUUGAAAACAAUGAUUUGGAAUGUACAUUUUUUAAACAUGAAGUAAUACUGACUGCUCCCUAAUUAAUUAUGAAAACUGAUUUCUCAUCAUGUGCAAGUUUAGUUGUAAGUGUUAGUCUAAACCGGGAAGUGUUCAAUAAAGGGUGAAUACUGGAGGCAGACAUAGUGAAUUAAAUAUUGGGUAGAUCAUAUAGGUUUGGCAAUAUUGCCUUGAUAACAAUGGGAACUAAGUUUCUCAUUCAUGCAUUAGUUAGUGCGAGUCAGUCAGUAAUGCAUAAACUCCUCGGCCUAUAAACGAACAUGUGUAUUUGAUUGAUCAUUGUUUGCCAUAUUAGGAAAACAAUUUAAAGGUUAUUCAACAGGUAUAUCACUUUAAAAUUUACCCACAUACUAACACUGUUUCAUUUCUCACAGAUAUCAGAUUUAGAUUAAGUAGGAAAACUCUAAAAGAAGUAAAUAUCUUUUUCCAUAAAAAAGAACAAAAUAUCUCUCUUUGAAUGUUUAUUGAAAGAAAAUUACCACAAGAUCCAGGAUGUUCCACUUUGAUAUCUUGUUUCUUUUCACAUGACUCCUUCCGUAGAUGACAAGAAGUCAAGUAUGUCUUGCCAUCACUUCCACAAACCAUCUCCUCACCUGCAGGGCAACUGUUGACACAUUUUGUACUUUGGAUGCCUGUUGA